Molecule: messenger RNA, 7911 nt
Organism: Toxoplasma gondii ME49
Lineage: Eukaryota; Apicomplexa; Conoidasida; Eucoccidiorida; Sarcocystidae
Exons: 2
Coding region: 4908-6812 (634 amino acids)
Source: RefSeq, a predicted model, not a curated record
CUUUCAGGUAUUAUCGCCUCGCUCGUUCUCAUCUCUUCCAAACUUCUUCUGUCUUUCUGAACUUCCUCCCCUCGAACGUUCUGUCCUCCCUCCGGACCACGUCGCGCCCGGAGUGUGGUGUCCGUAUCCGACGGGGGCUUUUUGAGUCUCGCGCUAAAACUGUGGGUUUUCUGAGUUUCUUCAUGUAAAAACGCCACAGAACGAGUCACUGAGUUGGUUCUUUCUACAGUUGUCGUGCCUUCCAAUAUCUGGCAGCCAACACACUUUUUGCCGCAGGAAAGGGUCGCGCGAGGCUCACACGUUGCGCUCGUUCGACGGCGCGGGCGAGCUGAGGAAUUUCUGUGGAGCUUUCUUGAGUUUUCUGUUCACUGUGUGUCGCUUUCGCGUUCUCCAGAAAAACUCCAGGAGACAGAACACAAAAGAAGAGCAGUGCUUCUUUCAGUUCCCUCCGCAAAAACACACACACAAACGCGCGGUGGCCCUACAGCUCGACGGCGGCUGCGGCUGCGGCUUCUCCUGGAGACUCAAUCUCCUCGUCACUUUCUAGACGAAAGCUCGAGCUGCUGUUUUCUACGAGUCCAGCCGUCAGUGAGAAAAGCGGCGUUGCUCAGGCUUCUUUCUACGAAAGCGUGGAGAAGGGCGGAAGCAACUGUCGGUGAAAUCCCUGCGUGUCUUGCUCCGCACUUCACACAGCGCCUUCCUGGAUAGCUCUGCCUUUCUGUAGAAGAACAACGCCGUUCACCAGAGCUUCCUAAAGUUAUCUGCUUGGUCAGGUUGCCCGUGAACUCUUUUUCUCAAACUCCGCCUCUGCCUAGCUGCUGCACAAGGUGGAUAACAAGAGCGGAACAACCUGCUGGAUCGCGAAAAAGGGCAAGGGACGACCGCAGGGGUCCAUCUGCAUGAAACGCAAAUCGAAUGAGACACUGCGGUUCCGAGGGUCGUGAGUAAGACUCUAUUGAACUCCAGUUCUUGUGAGGGCAGGCAACCCAGUUCUUUGCGACCGCUGGUCACCGCCAGCUCACUGCAGUGCAGGAGACAGUUCAAUGUGGUGGAUUUCAGUUCCUGCGACGAGCAGGUUCCGUGAAUGCAUGCGUAUUUGCACUUUCACGUGCAUGCAAAGGUGCAUAGAAACUGAGGAUGGUGUAUGAGGGACGAACGACGUGAGGUUUCAACGUGGAGCAACACUGAAAGGAAUGCUGCAGAGACAACGGAGGCUCUGUGUCGCCAACAAGAAACGGGAGGUCGUGCGUCUUCCAUUCGUAAAGUGGUUGAGCUGUAAAUGCGAGUUAAAAUGGAAUGUAUAGUCUCGCUUCUAUGCUGCAGUGGAGACACAGUCUCCUCCAAGACGAUCCAGAGUUCAAAACGGCCUCGGCCUCUUCGUCUGCGUCGCUGCUCCACAAACUCAGGUGUUAAUGUGAAGGUGUGAACCUUGCAUGCUUGCAUGUUUCGUUCGUGGUGUAUACAGAAAUAUGUGCACUGUAAGCUUAAAUGUUUGUAAGCGUAUGUGUUCAUGUGGUUAUACAUAUAUAUAUAUAUAUGUAAAUGUCUUGCAUAGAUGUAUCUGUGUGCUUGUGUUGCGUGCAUGUAUGUAUCUGAGUAAGUAUAUGUGUAUGUAUGUUUAUAUGUGCUUGUGUAUACGUGCCUAUAUAUGCAUGUGUGUGUGCAGAUGUGCGCGCACUGUUGUUCUGUCUGCAUGCGAGGGUAGUCUGUGUCUUUAUUUGCUGUGUUUUGAUGUGUGAGGCGAAAAGGGGAAGGGAGGUCUCGAUGUCGAGCGUGACAGAUGGUGCUUUGUAACAAAGUUCUUUACAGAGGCGCUGGCAGCUCGCACCUCUCAGGCUUUCGAACAGACAUGCAUGCAUCGUACACGUCAAUUCGUUUGUAGGUGGAGAAGCAGGUGUUUCCACUUCUGUGUCCAUUUGAACUCCGUCAGCGCGUCCUGGGUGGAUAAGGAGGCUGAGAGACGGAUAAAGCAGCAGGGCAGGGAGAAAAGAGAAUUGGCUUCUUUGUUCCAAAUAUCCAAGAUCAAUGAUAAGACCUCGAGACGUAAAUCCAGUGUUUUGUCUGGCCGUCCAAAUUGACUUUCUCGUUCACUUUCUGAAGGAGCUUGCUUGGUGUGCGAGCUUCUGUGGCCGCUGUCCACGUUCCAGUGUCGGUACACCUGGUCACUCACACGCACCUCCGGUGUACGUGCAGAUCGGAGAGCCAAACGGAGACUUUCGUGUUUUGGGUGGCUUUCGUUUCUCACAGUUCUGAGGGAAAACCAACGUGCGUUUUCAGUCUCCGCCCUUCUCGCUGCAACGUCGCAACGCAGAGUGUACAUACACCUUGCUCAAGCCUGUGAGUAGUGCCUGUCUCUCGGGUGGAGGGUCUCUCGUCUUGGUUCGCUGAGAGAUCCUCGCGACGGUUUUCCGGUUUUUCGUAGUGCGUUCCUCCAGGAGUCUGUUCAGCGUGCUUUUUUUUUUGAUCUUGUGUUGUAAGCAGAACUGAAAGUACAUUUCCUCCCUCAGGUUUGAUACACCUUGUGCACAGCAAGCUAUACAUGCAAACAUAUAGUUAUAUAUACUUUUGUGUGUAUAUUCCUACGUUUGGAUCCAAAACUGUGGGGCAUGCAUGAACAACCUUGUGCAUUUGAGUAUGUGUGUGUACAUACAAGACGAGCGAGCUGGUGGCGCAAGCAGUUUUCACCAUCUGUAGAGUGAAGGCAUGUUCUUGUGUACACGCUGGAGGUCACUGGUGCGGUGGUUUCUCGACAACGAGGAAGAAGAGUUGCUCUCGCGAAGAAGGUAAAUGCAACACGCGUCCGUACACCUGAGAGGUGCCAUACCCGAGUUCGGAAAGGGGCUGUCAACGCACAUGGAUAUGCGUAGAUUCAGCAAGAGACUCACUACGGAAGAGAGAGAAUUUGGGCGCCGAGACGAAGAAGUUCUAUUGGAAGAGUUUUUUGGCUGGGAUGAUUUUUCGAUCGAAGACGGCUGUGCCUUUCGUCUGCGAAUUUCAUUUUAUAAAAACGUGAAUCAGCGUGUCCACUGGGGAGGCAUGUGAAUGGACAGGUUUUCUUCUGAGGCCGAGAAGAGAGCCGAUUCUGUCUAGUUGAGUCGAGGAACGAGCGGAGAAAACGCUGGAAAGAGGCACGCGCCCGGAUGUACAGACACCUGAAGGUUAUGUGUGACCGCCAGACAACGCUUACAUGUUUGAAAACAUUUGUAUUUGCGUGAAUGUGUGUGCAUGUUUCUUCGAUUAACAAGCAUCUGGACUAGUACGCUCGUAUUUAUGUGCAUCAAUUUCCAGGUUCUUGUGAGACAAACGAGAGACCACGGGCCUCUGGUCGCGUUCGUCUCCCAGGGUGGAAGCGCAUGUUCAGUCUGGCAGUCCCCUUUUGUCGCAUGCGACUCGGACGCAUGUGUCUUCUUCGUGACUUCAAGAUCGCACAGACGCGCCGGAUACUUUCACCUGUGACCACCGACAUCCAUACACGAAACGUAUGUCUUCUGCGUGCAUAUACAUGCAAGAACGUGUAUGUACAUGCGUAUGCAUUUGUGUGUGUAUGCAUGCAUGUGUAUGGGAGAGUAGGAAGCCAGGCGGUGUGUGACUGGGGGGCACCUGUGUGUAGGCUCGUUUGACUCCGUGCUUCUUCUCCCUUCCUCAUUCUUGGGCGAGGAAUGGCUCACGGUUUUUUCCGGUGACAGGGCUCGUUUCUCUGCAAGAGGCUGAAACGAGGAAGCCGCUUGCACCUGAAUUUUCACGUGUAUUUCCCAGAAGUGUGGACGGGAUCCUCCUUGUUUUCUCGGCACCGAAGAGUCUUUGAUGCCGGGCGGGUGCUUGACAGACCUGCCGGCGAUUACAGGAAAGUCGACGUGUCUCUGUUUUUUAGAGUUCCUCUUGCACAGGCGAACGUUAGGCUAACCUUUGGCUCUCUCCUUCCACCGCGGUCGUUUUGUUGUGGUCGUGGAAAGAGAAACGCGAGACCAACGAUUCAUCGCGGAGGGUGCAACAGAAGAGUCGACUCGGGAGGCGGGAGGUGUACAUACACUGCAUUUCUCGAGGCCAAAUAUUUCUCGUGAAAUCCAUUGUUCCACUUUUGGAGUCUGAAGGGUGUACCUUUCGUGGUCAAGCCCCCCUCUGUUUCGCAUUUCGCGAAAGGUCUGAGACAAUCCGUGGGGAGGGAAAGGAUUUUUGUGUCUAGUUUUCCUCGUCUCCAAUCCCUUUUUCUGUUGGGGUCGGGAGAGAAGAAGAGCACAAUAGGGUGCUCCCUUAAACAGUGAAUGAAGACCGCAGAUCUGUCGCGCAUACUCAGAUGUGAACCGCCAUCUGUCUACAAAUCCUCAUUUGCCCGAUAUCCUCUCUAUAUACACGUAGCUGUGCAUACUUUGAAUCGAACAUUACCUAUAUGCGCGUAUGUGUACAUGUCUGCAUAUUUGUGUGAAAGCGUUUUGAGGACGAACGGUAGUGACCCUGUCGUUUGCAGUCACCCUCUCCGUCUGGUUCCUUCCUCUCGCUGAAGGCGCUUCGAGAAGGAGCGUUUCUCGCGUGAGGUCGGGGACUGUGGGGUAACAUACUUUCUGGAAAAAGUUCCAGUUUUUUUCGCGUUCGACCACGGACUUCUGUGGGAGACGGGGAGGCGAGCGACGACUGACAACAGUGGUCUACCUGAUUCCUCUUCCCAGUUGGGACGGAGACGUUCCUCGAGGCCUACAACCGCGCCCUCCGUGACUCGGAGAGAAGAAACGUGUGAAGCUUCUCCAGAGAAGCUUGCUCUUCGAAGCACACAGAAAGGAGAACGAGACGAGGAGGAGAGGAUAGAGAAGAUACAGAAGAGAACGAGAAGAAGAUACAGCAGAAGAGGAGACGAAGAGAAGGAGGAUACGAGAGAGAGGAAGACAAGACGAAACCCAGCUUGGAGCGAGAAGAUGGAGCUUGUUGUCGGGAAGCGAACUGCGAGAAAGUCGAAGAUGGCAGCAGCGACGACGAUCUCGGGAGGGGUGGCGAAUCGCUCUGCCUGUCCAAAAGACGUUGCCCUGACGCAUAGAGAACAAUCUCUCUGCUCCCUCCGCCCGCCGUCCCCCGUGACAGCUGCGUCUUCGCAGCAUUCUCUCCACUCGACAUCCACCGAAGCCUCUUCAGAUCCUCCGAGCCAGCGUCGGAGACGCGGAGACGCGAGGCAACGCAAGGCUGAGACUUCCAGAGAGGAGCCACUGGGGACCCACCUCCCCUCAGACGAGACGCGUUUGGGGAAGGACAAGAAGAAGGAGAAGAGAGAGGAGGAGCAGAGACAGGGAGAGAGACAGCUGGCAAUCGAGGCAUGUGGGGUCGGAGGCGCGCCGACUCCAGAGCCUCACAGAGCCAAGAGAAGAGAGCAGAAGGGAGAGAAAAGGGGGAAGAAGGCGAGAGACACUGCAGCGAAGAGAAAAGAGAGAGAAGCGUUCGCGUCGUGCUCUCUGGAGGCGAAGGAGGUAUCUGUGUCGACACACUCGCAAGCUAUUCUCGCUGUCUCUGAGGGCGGGUCUUCUCGUGGGGGUUUGAUCGCUUCGGACGUCUCUGCCGGCUCGAGGGCGCCGCUCCUGCCUUCUGUCUCCUUUGUCUCCCGCAGGUCUUGUGAGGCUGCGAAAGUGUCUUUGGCAGCAAGAAACGAGUGCGUGCAGCCUUGCAACAAAGCAGAGACAAACGGAGACAGUCCGUAUCGAGUGGCAGGAGACACGCCCUUUUUGCGUUUGUUGGCUCUGCUCCAGAAACCUGCGUCUUCAAACGGUGUGGGAAGAGCCGCUUCACAGGCCUCACCGGGUGUAUGUACAGCGCAGACGGCUUCGGACGCCGAUCGCGGAGUUGCUCGCGAGGCGGGAGGAACAAUGAGUCAGACGCAGGUCCCACUGCAUGCAAGGAAACUGUGCGAAAGGGACGACAUGACGACGGAGGAAAGACACCGAGAACAGGGAAGAAGUCUGCUUGCACUUCUCAAGCGACAAGGAGACAGGAUUUCUUAUGCGCGUGACCAGUCUUCGAGUCUCAGUUCUUGUUCUUCUGAUUCACAGUCUUCUUCUCUCUCGUCCGUUCUCUCUCCUUCGUCUUCUUUCCCGUCGUCUUCGCCUUCGUUCCUUUGUUCUGUCUCUUCAUCUGCUCAAAGUCCAGCAGAGGCAUCUACGACAAGAAAGGAGACAAGUCAAGGGCGGCGAGGCAGGAGGACUGGCAAGAAAGUUAACCAAGACGGCGGGGAACCGACAUGUCAGAAAGUCUAUUCCGACGGUUCUUCCACGAAGCCUGUGUCGAAGAGGAAUGGUGGUCGUUUCCCCGUGUCUCCGAUCAACAGCACGGCCUCUGCUGCUACUCCUCUUUCUUUCUGUUCUUCCUCUGCGUCUUCUGUUUUUUUCUCUUCUUGUCGGCCGAAGGGGAGGACGGAGGAUGGAGAAUUACCGUUCCAGUUUUCAAGUGAGAAAAGUGACAAGGCACUUUCGCCUCUUCCUCCACAGACUUCAACGAAGCUCUCACCCCACGAGGUUCGUCAAGACACUCUCGCUGCUUCGUCGCUCUCCGUCUCCUCGUCCUCUCGCUUUUCCCCCCUCGCUCCUUCUUCUUCGUCUUCUUCGUUCUCUUCGUCUUUUUCCUCUUCUGCUUUCGCUCUGUCGCCGUUGGGCUUGAAGGGAACGUUCGCGCUCCCGGCCUUCAUGCGAUCCCCAGAUCCGUCGAAAGUUCGUAUGCCAUGUGCGUUUUUGAGUCGAGCUGGAAGGCAGUCCGAGAGGGGAAGCAGAGAGAGGGUCGGAGCGAGCGGCGACGGCCCAGAAGAGCCUGUGAGCCAAAGAAUGGCCUUCGCACUCGCGUGAAGGAAGAAGAAGGAGUGGGAGAAGGAGAGUUCAGCAGGCAGGGAGGGAAAGGAUGCAAGAGAAAGAGAAAAUUAGAGACGAGCUGAGAGGAGGAGGAGGAAGAAGAAAAGUCGAGGUACAAGAGAGGACAUCAAGGAGGAAAAGAGAGGAAACACACAGAAGGAGUAGUAGAAACGUCUGGAGGAGAGGAAAGCAAAGCAGAGCGAAACCGACAGAGAGAAGAAGUCAAGGCCGAAGAGAGAAGAAAAGAUGACAGAGGAGCGACGAAGACAGAGAGGAAACGAGAAGUUGAAGGAGAGACGAGAAAAGAGAGGAGACCCCAGAAGAAGAGAGAAGAUGGGAGAAUACGAGUGGAGAUCGAAGAAAGAAAAGGACGUACUGAUGAAGGGAAACGAACACAAAGGAGAGAGAGGAUGAAAGAGAGAAGUGAGAGGAGAAUGGAAAGACCGAGGCUCAAGCGAAGGUUGGGGAGAGAGACAAGGAAAUAGAAGAAACAGCACGACCGAGCUAUAAGAAGAGACAUUUUGAGAAACACUGAAGACGACAGACAGAGACGUGAGAGCGCAGAACCGAACAAGCAGCAAAGAACAUGCAUUUCGCCUCAGACACGCUCAUGAGAAGGCUGCUCUCUCACAUACGCACGCAUAUAUAUAUAUAUAUAUAUAUAUAUGUCUGUAUUUAAACAUUCAUGUAGAAAAAUACAUGUAUGUACGUAUAUGUGGGCGUGAUUUGUUCUUCGUGAUUGCAUGUUCAAAUAUGUCUGGCGCAAGUCUGGGGUCCGGCGUCGCGGAGACGAGGCAUUUCCGAUUUUUCGAAAUGGUAUUUUUCGCUGAAGAAGUGCCUAGACACCCUCGCGCCUGCACCCUCUGUCUUCGACCGUCAUUUUUCUUCUGUCGCUGGGCCGUGUGCUGCGUUCUUCCACUUUUUACGUUCUCCCCUUCUGAAGAUGCCAGCUUUUUUGAGGACUGUGCGCCUUCGACCUCGGGAUUCACGGAUUUCCAGGAAAAAGUAAAAAACAAUGCCGGAAGCUGUUGUGGCUUGCAGCACCCCAAAUCCCCAUCCUACUGCUUCUUCUGUCAGUAGAUGUUGAACGCUAGCG